Mytilus californianus (California mussel) is the source of this 1380-nucleotide messenger RNA. RefSeq names its product transient receptor potential cation channel subfamily M member-like 2. Gene Ontology annotation, cellular component: membrane. The transcript is spliced from 12 exons. Gene Ontology annotation, molecular function: ligand-gated calcium channel activity. The record is from RefSeq and is a predicted model, not a curated record. Gene Ontology annotation, biological process: calcium ion transmembrane transport. The coding region runs from base 37 to 1380 and encodes 447 amino acids. Lineage: Eukaryota; Metazoa; Mollusca; Bivalvia; Mytilida; Mytilidae.
AGUUUUAUCCUUUUAGCAAGUGUGCACUUACUUGUGAUGCCGCUUUUAAUGAUGUGUAUGGAAACUGGUCCUCUUAAAUGGUGCUACAAGAAAUACAAGCUUCCUGUUAUGAAGGUCAUAACACAGAUACUAGGAUACUUCGCUCUACUGGUGUUAUACGCUUACAUGUUACUCUUCAACUUGAAUAAAGAGCUCUCAUACAUGGAUAUGUUUAUAGCAGGAUGGAUGAGCAGUUUUUUCCUUAAUGAAAUCAAACAGGCGUUUGUUUCUACUUUAAGAAAGAGAUUUAAAAACUAUUUGAAAGAUUCGUGGAAUCAGUUAGAUUGGGCCUUGAUGGUAGUAUACGCAGCUGCAAUGAUUUUAAAAUUUGGAGACGAUCAAACAUAUCAAGACGCAUCCCAAAUAUUACUAGUUGUAACUUUCAUUCUACUAAGCAUUCGUAUAUUACACAUGUUUAGUAUGUCUCAAUUUCUCGGACCGAAACUUGUCAUCAUUCAUAAAAUGUUCAAAGAUACGUUUAUUUUCAUGAUUAUCCUGACAGUAAUAAUGUUGAGCUACAAUGUGUCAUUUCAUUCUCUGCACUAUCCUAACUCGGAACUAAGUUGGAAAGAGAUAGAGAAAAUAAUGCAGAAUGGUUAUUGGAUGCUUUUUGGAGAACUAAAUCUGGACAGAGAUACACUUAGGGAACCUGAAUGUACAUUCAACAAAACCAUUUACAAUAGUGAUGCAGUACCCAGAUGUCCUACAACAUUGGAAUUACAUGUUGUGCCUUAUUUGAAAGCAAUAUAUGGAUUGAUUGCAGUCAUUUUAUUGUUAAAUCUUCUAAUAGCUAUCUACAGUGAUACAUUUGAAAAAGUGCAACAGGAAUCUGAGUUUCACUGGUCUCAACUUCGUAAUGGUUUCCUAGAAGAAUUCAGUGUUAAGACAAUAUUUCCCAUCCAUUUACAGCUUCUUGAAUUACCUUUUUGUCUUGUUCACUUCAUUAUUUGGUAUGCUGGUUUUUGUGACAAAAGGAAAACAUCCAACAAAGUUCAUCAUGGUAGUAUCAACCAAAGACCAAGUCCUGUAGACAGGGAAACGUUGAAUGGGAAACCAAUGUUUGUUCGAGUAUUUUUGUACAACACAAACUAUGACCUGAAACUUCAAUCAACAAAAGACGAGGAGGGAAUAGGAACUUCAAAGUCAAAAGGGACACUUGAGGUAAUGGAAGAGGAUACAGUCACGAUACUUCAAAAGCAAAUGGAAAUUCAGAACAGUAAGCUUGAAAAGCAGCACGACGAGGUAACAGCUCAUCUUAAUUUAAUAUCAAAGAAGAUUUUGGAAGAGCUAAAGAACAUAAAAAGAUAUAUGGUGAAGCCAAAAAAAUUCAAAGAUUUCUAG